AUGAAAAUACUUAAAAUUAAUAUUUUUAAUCCUAAUUAUCUCAUAUUUAGAAAUAAUUACUUACCAGUAUUAAAUAAAUUUUAUAUCAGAAGCAAUUUUACUACAGACAAUCGAAAAAAUGAAGAAAUUGAAAGAAAUGAAUCAAAUAAAGAGAUAAAACAUGAAAGUGUUAAAAAAAAAAAACCAAAUGGCUUACAAAUUGAUUGUGAAUUAAAAAGCCCCUUAAAAGAAUUUUUAAAUGUGAACACUGCAUCUAGGAUAUUCGUUUUGAAACACGCAUGGAAAUAUAUUAAGGAUAAUAAUUUACAAAAUCCAAAUAUGAAAAGAAAAAUUAUACCAGAUGAAAAAUUAAAACAAAUACUAGAUAAAGAUGAAGUUGAUAUUCUUGAAAUUCCAAAACUUCUGUUUAGGCAUAUGUCAUCCAUCCCAAAAUAG
Messenger RNA from Plasmodium gallinaceum, 435 nucleotides. RefSeq names its product SWIB/MDM2 domain-containing protein, putative. The transcript has a single exon. Bases 1 to 435 code for a protein of 144 amino acids. The record is from RefSeq and is a predicted model, not a curated record. Gene Ontology annotation, cellular component: nucleus. NCBI's taxonomy places the organism in Eukaryota, Apicomplexa, Aconoidasida, Haemosporida, Plasmodiidae.